UCUUCGAGAGCGGAGUUGUUCUACCAAAUCCUUACGGGUAAUCUUCGAGGUAGCUGACACGGUUUUCUGCCUUCUCGACAAUUUUACGGGGCAAUUUAGCGAACCAUGGCUCUUUUGGUGUUGUUUGGAGUCGCACUUUUGUUGGGGGCCACGAAGGUGGAAGAUGCCAGGUUGUCCCCCAAACAGGACCCGAAAACCAUCGAAGAUCUCUGGGAAGCCGAAGAUUCUGUGGAUCUCGCGGUGAAUGAACAGUCUCGCAGAGAGGUGCUCGCCGACCGUAUUAUCCGGUGCGCCGACUCCGAGGACAACAUUGUGUUGUCUGAUGCCGCCUCAGAACUCGGUCAUCUCACCCCUCUGUCCUGCGAGGACGACUCUGAGGGCAUCCCGCUGUGCCGGGAGUGUUCGUUCUUACGUACCCUGCCGGCGGACUACCAUCCCCGGUACCUAGUGGAGCGGAAAUGCCAGGGAAAGUACUGUCUGUCAAAUGAGGGGAAUUGCGUGCAGCAGUACAUGGAGGUCGAGGUUCGCAACAUUGCCCCGGACAGGGAGGGCGAAGUCAGAUUAGUGCUGGUCGGUACAGCCUGUAAGUGCCUUCUUAAUGAAAACUCAGUUUUCAAAGUAUUUCUUCCCUAGGAGCAGUAACCCUCGUCAUAGUGGUAGGGCAGUAAAUAGGAAUCAAAGCUACCAAAGUAAGCAAUAUAAUAGCACGGCUGACAUAUAGGAUCUGCAUAUUGUAAAUCUUUAAAGUAAAGUAUUCUAAAAAUCAGUAUAAUUAGAAUAAACACUGUUUGUAUGACAAUGUUCUUUAUUCGCAAACAAAAGAGUUUUACAAGCCGACCUUCCUCGGGGUAACUACCGAUCUCUUAUACUACGCACUUCAACUAGGUGUCCCUUCCGCACUGCGGUCCCAUGUGUAUUGUCACAUACAUCUUGCAGACAAGUACAAAAGAUUGUUAAACAAACAGCUGUUUAUGGUGUUUUUAGCCUAUCUGUUUACAGUCAGGGGUGGUUUUCUGA
Molecule: messenger RNA, 1017 nt
Organism: Branchiostoma belcheri (Belcher's lancelet)
Lineage: Eukaryota; Metazoa; Chordata; Leptocardii; Amphioxiformes; Branchiostomatidae
Exons: 5
Coding region: 106-633 (175 amino acids)
Source: RefSeq, a predicted model, not a curated record